Larimichthys crocea (large yellow croaker) is the source of this 1398-nucleotide messenger RNA. It is a transcript of the gene arpin, whose product is annotated as actin related protein 2/3 complex inhibitor. The record is from RefSeq and is a predicted model, not a curated record. Lineage: Eukaryota; Metazoa; Chordata; Actinopteri; Sciaenidae. The transcript has 6 exons. Gene Ontology annotation, biological process: negative regulation of actin nucleation. The coding region runs from base 119 to 799 and encodes 226 amino acids.
CUGAAUAAUCGAGCGCUCCUCUCAGGUUCCGCAGCGUGACGGAGAAACUCGGAAGUCCGGAAACAGGAAAAAAAAAAAAAAAUCUCGGAGAAAGGAAAAAGUUAGAAACCCAGAAAAGAUGAGCCGGAUCUAUCAGAACACGUCUCUGCAGAACAAACCGGUCCACAACGAGAGGUUCGACCGUGUCUGGUCUCCGUCUGCGCACGAAAGUGGUCCAGGUGUGAUUUUAGAAGGGAAGCUGCUGGAUGUUUCCAGACACGCGAUCAGCGACGACACCAGUCAAAAGGUCCGUUUCUACGUGCUCUACAUCAAACCGAGCCGGAUCCAUCAGAGGAAGUUCGAUGCCAGCGGGAAGGAGAUCGAGCCGAACUUCAGUGACACCAAGAAGGUCAACACCGGUUUCCUCAUGUCCUCCUACAAGGUCGAAGCUAAAGGGGAGUCAGACCGUCUGUCUGAGGAGCAGCUGUCAACAAUGGUCAACAAAGCCGAGCUGGUGAAGAUAACGGACAAGUACCGACCCAGUGGGACCUGGGCCUUCUGGUACCCGGAGUCCGAGAUGGACAAAACGGAGCUGGAAACAGGACAGGAUGUCCGGCUGAAGACCAGAGGAAACAGUCCUUUCAUAUUCUCGUUAGCCAAAGUGGACGGCGGCACGGUGACCAAGUGUAACUUUGCCGGAGACGUAAAGGCCGGAGCGUCGUGGACGGACAAGAUCAUGGCCAACAAAGCCGACGGAGGCAGCGCUCAGAAGUCUGGAGGUGAAGGAGAAGGAGCAGACGAGGAUGAAUGGGACGAUUGAGGAAACCAUCACACAUCAGUGUUGGAAUCCUCCUCGGUUCUGGUCUUCAUGUUGAACCGCUUCAGCUUGGCUCCAUUCCUUUCUCUUUAGACUGGAUUCCAGCGUUUCACGCAUGUGGCCCUGAGGCUGGAAACCUUGCGUCACUUGUACAGUACGGGACUCUUCCAUGGUGCAGACUUUGAAACUUCACCCUCCUCGUGGGUACUUUGGAUUAGAUCCAUUACAUUCUUUGGUUUAUUCCUACACUCUGCUUGUUUUGUGCAUACUCUGCUAUUUUAUUUUAUACUUUAUUUUUUAAAGAAACAUAAAAAUACAACAAAUGUUGCCUACAGGUGAUUAUUCCUUCUUCUAAUUGAUAUAAUCUGUUCUAACUCAACUGAGGAAAACAACAUGGUGUUAUUUUGUACUGAAAAUUUUUACGUUUCAUGUCAAGUAAAGUUGGUUUUAGUUAUACGGAGUGCUUAAAUGUAGCAGUAUAACAAAAUCAGAGACUUUGUAUGUUAUGCUUUUAUAUUUCAGGUGAAACAGGAAUGACGUACUGGAUUCAGAUUUUACACAAUAUCAUUGUUUUAUUAUUAAAAAUAACAAUUUCAGCAACA